Branchiostoma belcheri (Belcher's lancelet) is the source of this 3741-nucleotide messenger RNA. RefSeq names its product zinc finger protein ZXDC-like. Gene Ontology annotation, cellular component: nucleus. Gene Ontology annotation, molecular function: transcription coregulator activity. The coding region runs from base 83 to 3493 and encodes 1136 amino acids. NCBI's taxonomy places the organism in Eukaryota, Metazoa, Chordata, Leptocardii, Amphioxiformes, Branchiostomatidae. The transcript has 9 exons. The record is from RefSeq and is a predicted model, not a curated record. Gene Ontology annotation, biological process: regulation of transcription by RNA polymerase II.
CGCCACCGCACGACAGGAACGCGUCCCUGCAGCCUGGGCGAAUGUUGCACGAUCAGGGCUAAGGUGUACGGGGCUAGCGGACAUGGAAUGGCAGGGGCACCCGACAACAGUCCAGCCCUCCGCCGGGCAACAUGGCGGCCUCCGCGGGCUGCACACCCCUACGGAACAAAACGGCGGUCGGGAGGGAGAUUUUCCCUCAGAGUUGACUCAGAAAAGGACGACAGCUUCACUGGAAGUUGCCGCCGGCUCGAGUCAAGAUGGCGGGGCUACGCAAUACGUUUAUGUGGCGGCCGAGGCCUCCGAGACAGACCCCCAAGGAUCGUCCCAAACGCUGACCUACACCCAAGCAGGGAUCGUCUCCGAGAUUUCGGCGACUGAAGGGAAUAAUUCCGUCAUCCUGCACGUAGCGGAAGGAAAGGGAACUCAGGAGGAGCAGGUUAUAGUGGCGGGACGACAAGAUGGCGGCCGUGGGAGCGGAAAUGGCGGGGAGGACUCCACAGGACAGGUUUUUGUCAUCAUUCCCCUCGGUAUGCUCCACGAAGUCGACGGGAAAGGGGAGGGGGGCGGGGGAAACUGGGAGGGGGCGCGGCAGCAGGUCGCUACAGGGUACGAGGUAGAUGGCGGACAAACCGUGGCUCUAGCCCUACCUAACACUAACCCGCCCCCCUCCCACCCUGCCAGGACAGAAGUAGGUCAAGGUUCACGGGAAGAGGGAGGCCAAGUUCCUGAACAAAACGCCUCAACACAAGAAGGCGGUGCCAGCCAACUCAGCUCCCAGGACAGAGCGUGUCUUGAGGAACUGGAGAGAGGUUCGCAGCUCAGUGCCGAGGAGAAAGAGCUCCUCGAAGAAAGCACGCAGCAAGCCGGCAUCCAGAUACACGAACUUGACUUCCAAGCGAGCAGCAAUGUCAACAGCACGACCCUCAUGACUCCGCAAGAGCUCGAGCGUAUGCCCGAACACGGCCUCGAGUUUGAGGAGUCUGUCGGCCCCAAGGAGUCGGAAGAAAGAGGUAGAGCGGAUGCCAUCCAAAAUGAGGGCAUCAUAAACUUUAAUCCAACAGACAAUAGAUUACUGGUGACUGCACGACCAGAUGGCAGCAUGCUGCAAGGCGUGCGAAAUGUUGCGGCGACUUCUGGCACGCCCGGCUCUGACGUUGUUUUUACCAGUGUCGUGUCAUCAAACCAGGUGAACCACAUCCUAAAAGUCGACAGCGAAGGAAACCUCAUUCUUCCAACCACGGACGUGAGCGGGGCUCUUCUCACUGGGUCGUCCAACUCAGGGAUCUCUCUCGGGGAUGUUAACGUCUCGGUGCAGCCGACGUCGAUAAUCCUCCAAAACAGCGGGACGUCCUCGAUCAUACUGAACGCUGGUCCGUCCGGGUUGUCUGUGACUUCGGGAAACAGUUCCACACCACUAGAUUUAUCGAACACUACCGAAACUGACGACAAUUCUACUAAUAAUGGUAAAAACAAAAGCACAAAAGACAUGUACACAAUCGACAACUCGUACGCAGGUGGCACGACUUUAGAUGCGAGCAAAGAAGAGUCACCGACGCAAGUUUACAUCUGCCCUGAACAGGGGUGUGGAAAAAUCUGCAGUAAAAAGGCCAAGUUCAGACUGCACAUGCUCUCGCACACGGGCGAACGUCCGUACAAGUGUUCGUAUGAAGGCUGCCUCUGGGCCUUUACAACGGCGUACAAGCUAAAACGGCACGAACAGUCCCACGACGGGAGCAAACUAUAUAAGUGUGAGCUGGCGGAUUGCGGGAAGCGCUUUACGACCAUAUACAACCUGAACCAUCACAUGAAAGGACAUUACAACCAGAACGUGGAAGUUUGUACGUACGAGAACUGUGGGCAGACUUUCAAGUCCAAGUACAAGUUGCAGAUGCACAUGAGGAAACAUAUCCCGCCUGAUCGACCCUUCAGGUGUGACUUCCCGGGUUGCGGUAAGACGUUUGUGACAGCGAGUUCCUUCGGAUCACACCACCGGAUCCAUGAGAAGGAGGAGACAGAAUUCACGUGCUCGUUCGAGGGCUGCAACAAGAAGUUUGACAAGGCCUGUCGUCUGAAACUGCACAUGAGGAGCCACACAGGCGAGAGACCGUUUGUGUGUAGUGUAGAGGGCUGUGGCUGGUCGUUCGUCUGUGUAUCCAAACUGAAGAGACACAUGAGUAAACACACGGGCGACCGUAAGUUCAUGUGUCCCGAGGAAGGGUGUGGCAAGUGUUUCACCCGUUCCGAGCAUCUCAAAGGUCACAUGAUCACGCACAGCGGCGACAGGCCCUACAAGUGCAGCUUCCCAGAUUGUGAUGCAAGUUUCUCGGCGCGAAGCAGUCUCUACGUCCACACGAAAAAGCACAACGAGGGCCUGGAGCCGAAACCUCCCACAGUGUACAACUGUCCUGUUGAUGGCUGCGACAAGACGUAUCGCAACAAGAGCAGCCUCAACUCACACAUCCUCAAGAUUCAUCUUCCAGGUUUUACCCAGGAGGAUCUGCAGGGGGUUGACCUGAUGGCAGCAGCAGCCUCCCUGAACACCCUGGGUCUGGAAACCCCCGUCACAGCCUCUGCCUCUGUGUCCAGCCUCCCCCUGGCCUCGGCGGUGGACACGUUCCCAGUCACGGCAGCUGACUCCUUCUCAUCUGUCACUCAGCCUGGAGUGGCUAAAGCCUCGGACAUGAGUUUUGAGGGUCAGGAGCAGCGUGUCUCUGACCUGAUGGUGACCAGUACGGUGGAUGACCACAUCACCACCAGCUUCCCUACAGAGAUCAUGUCCCAGCACAUGGGCAGUAACGUCGUCACACAGUUUGUCGUCAACAGCAGUCUUAGCAGCCCGCCACACACGUUUACUGGCGUAGCAACUACACAGGAGCAGGAUCCUAUCCCCAUCACGCCCACCAGCGAUUUGGACGCAGCGUCCAUCUUCCAGGAGAACCGCUCGGGUUCGGCCAGGACUGACUUCCGCUUCCGGUCCAAGAGAAACCGCCAGGCGGCUAUCACGCUGAACCGGUCACUCAGCAUGGACAGUUUCACAGACAUAGAUAAGGAUGGGGAUGGCAGAGAUCACAGCCUGUCGCCGUCAAAUUCUGACAUCGCGCCGUUCAGCCCCGGAGACGUGGUCAUCACGUCCUCGCGGUCGUUCAGCGCCGGUGACCUCAUCAUGACCUCCAGCGCCAUCACGCUGAGGGACCCCAACACCGGCUCCCACUAUGUGCAGACUCAGCUCCUACAGGAUGACCCCCCAGGAGAUGCUGACAUGACCUUCAACCCUGACAACCUCCAGCUGCCGCCCCACAACUCACAGACCCCCAUCCCCCCUGACCUCCCCGUCAACAUCCUCCAAGAACCCCCCUCCCACCCGGACACCGAUCUUGAGGAAACCAUGGACGUAGACGCCACCGAAGCUUUCCACCUCGAGCCUGCGGUGACCUCAGCAAGCGGAGUCAACCAGUUCACUGAAAGCACCAUCAACUUACAGGAUCUGGAGUGACUUUAGUAUUAUUAUGAUACGUGAAUCUUCUAAAAUGGAUUGACCAAAAAUACAUGUACAUGUAUUCUAAAUGUUGCUAUUGUUAUGACCUAAUAUACUGAAGAAAAAAAAUCCAGUAAGGUUCUACUCCUGGAUACUACUACUUCUGGAAAAUUAGUAUUUUCACAUAGUCAUCAGUUGCAUUUAAGGAGUAAAAUCUACUUGAUGUUGUAAUAUAUAAAGUGAAGAAUAAAAGUUACAGACUAUCG